Molecule: messenger RNA, 2107 nt
Organism: Neoarius graeffei (lesser salmon catfish)
Lineage: Eukaryota; Metazoa; Chordata; Actinopteri; Siluriformes; Ariidae
Gene: adad1
Product: adenosine deaminase domain containing 1 (testis-specific)
Exons: 13
Coding region: 256-1947 (563 amino acids)
Biological process (GO): RNA processing; adenosine to inosine editing
Cellular component (GO): nucleolus; cytoplasm
Molecular function (GO): double-stranded RNA binding; tRNA-specific adenosine deaminase activity; double-stranded RNA adenosine deaminase activity
Source: RefSeq, a predicted model, not a curated record
UCAUCUCAGGCUCAAAGUGCCUCAAGUUUCAUAUAAAAUGUACUGAAAUUGAUACGAAGUCACAAUCUCAAAUGCAUCUUCCCUGAAUAACCGCACUCAGGUGACAGCAGGUAUGAAACGAGUCCUCUAGAGAGAGUCGGAGUGAUUUGGGAUCGAGCCAAAGUUAUCUGAAGCUCAGUCGGGUCCAUUGCACACAAACAAUUCUCACCAUUGUCUCAAUUUAAAGCCAGUCACUUUCAGACGUGCAGCCAGAAGAUGUUGGGACGAGGAGCAGCGUAUCGUGUAUCCAGAGGGGCCACUUUUGCACACAUCUUGAAUAGCAACAUGGCAGCACCAGCAGGCUUCUCUUCUUUAGUCCAGCAACCUGCUUUUGAAUUCACCAACACCAACAGCAGCUCACUGGAUCAAGCCUGCAAUUCCUCGUCUAAAAACAGCCCCAAACCAAAAAAAAUCCCCAAAGAGCUGAUUGACAAGUACAGGAGAGGAAAGGUUCAUGCUGUGUCUUUCCUCUACCAGCUCUCCCAGGUUCUACAGUUCCAGGUGGAGAUGAAGGAGACAGUAACUACAGGAGGAGUAAUUGGUUUCUAUUUUGCAUUCUGUGCUGUGAUUGAUGGAGUGGAGUAUAAAACCGGGAUGGGCAUCAAUAAGAAAGAGGCCAGGCUCAAAGCAGCUCAGUUGGCCGUGGAGGAGCUACUGUCUAAUCUGGAGAAUGACACUGUACUUCCUGAUGCUUCUGUGAGUCCUCCUCCUCUACCGGUGAAGGAGCAAAACUCCACGGCCUCAGCCAUCCGUCCUAGAAGGGUCAUGUUUGAAGGGAAAAAUCCUGUUAAAGACCAAGUUCCCAGUGCUGUUAAGGAGCUGCUCUCCAAGCUGAUGGACAAUUAUCCAGAGUUCUCUGACUGUGGUGGAACAGUGGCUGCAUUUGUUAUACAGUCUCCAACUGGGUGUGAAGUGGUGGCUCUUGGUACAGGCAACUAUAAUGCACAAGAGUGUCUGGCACCUAAUGGACGCAUCCUUCAUGAUUCUCAUGCUGUUGUGACUGCACGGAGAUCACUCAUGAGGUAUCUGUACAGGCACCUGUUACUGUUCUACAGUAGGAAUCACUGCCUGGAGGGGAAGUCAGUUUUUCAGUUGGAUGAGAACACCAAACUCUUAAGUCUGAAGAGCCACACCACCCUGCACUUGUACCUCAAUCAGUUGUGCAAAGGAGCUGCCCAGAUACCCUCUCACCUUCGUCUGAACCCUCUGUCCGUCUCAGCGUGGGAAGUAAAUAAUCAGAUUGGUCUACAUGUGACUGUGGAUGGAAAGGUCUUUUCCGUGUUUUCUUCUACAGUUGACCAAAGUGGUUCUCGUAUCAUCAGUAUGUCGGCUACUGACAAAAUCACACAAUGGCAGGUUUUGGGUUUCCAGGGUGCUCUACUGAGCCACUUCAUUGAGCCCAUCUAUGUCAGUAGCAUACUCAUAGGUGAUGAAAGCUGCAGUGAUACACGUGGUAUGGAGAUUGCAGUAAAUCAAAGAGUGGAUGGCAUCACCUCCAAGUUGCCCAUGUAUUACUGUGUUUAUCGGCCACAUAUUAGCCUGGUGCCCUCUGUGAUUCCCACAGACGCCCACAACGCCCAAAGAACACUUAGCCUCAACUGGAGCCAAGGAGACGUUUCCCUCGAGGUUGUAGAUGGUGUGAAGGGCAAAGCUGUGGAGGAGUCUCCCUUUAAAAGUGGCCCUGCUCUUGCUAGUCGACUGUGUAAAGCUGCCAUGUUGAGUCGUUUCAAUUUGGUGGCAAAAGAGACACACAGAGAGGAGUUGUUAGCUGCCAUUUCCUACAGGGAGGCCAAGAUGAUGGCGAAACCGUACCAGGAGGCAAAGAGUGUUCUGAAGUCGUACUUGGCCACGAGGGGCUAUGGACAGUGGGUUGAAAAACCACCUAUCAGUGAUCACUUGACAAUGUGAGAGCCGGUCCACAGAUUACAGUCCUAGCUCUGAAGCACCUUUGGAAGAAAGGUUUGAAAAUUCAGUGAUGGUUUGCAUUGAACAUCAAAAAGGAAGUGCUUUAUCUUUAUACUCCCCACAUUUUCAGUAAAAAAGAAACAACCUGAAUUAAAACAGUUGC